This is a messenger RNA of Spodoptera littoralis (African cotton leafworm), 1464 nucleotides long. Lineage: Eukaryota; Metazoa; Arthropoda; Insecta; Lepidoptera; Noctuidae. The record is from the annotation of a GenBank genome assembly.
AUGUCAGCUGCGGUGGACAGCGGCACGGGCGCGCUGAACGGGCGCGUGCACUGCGCGGAGUCGGCCACCAACGGCCACCACGACCCCCGCCCCUGGAGCCAGCAGUUCCUGCCCACGCCGCUGCACCUCGAGGACAGCGUGCGUGCACAGAAGGUGGAGGCGCGGCUGAAGGAGCUGGUGCUGUGCGGGGAGGUGCUGCGCCGCGUGGCCGAUGUGUUCGAGCAGGAGAUAGAGCGCGGCCUCAGCGAGCAGCCCUCCAGUCUGCAGAUGGAGAACACCUACGUGCCGGAGCUGCCCGACGGGACUGAGGAGGGCGUGUUCCUGGCGCUGGACCUGGGCGGCACCAACUUCCGAGUGCUGCUGCUGGAGCUGUCGGCCGGCCAGCUGGUGCGACAGCAGGUCAAGCACUACCACAUCAGUAACGCGCUGCGGCUGGGCACGGGGGAGGAGCUGUUCAACUUCCUGGCAGACUGCGUGCUCGACUUCGUGAAGCAGCUGGGCAUGGAGGACCAGACCUUCUCGCUAGGGUUCACAUUCUCGUUCCCGAUGAAGCAGCACUCGAUCUCGUCCGGAGAGCUCAUCACGUGGACGAAGAGCUUUAAGUGCUCGGGACUAGAGGGCGUGGACGUGGCGGCGCUACUGGAGCGCUGCCUGCGCGCGCGCAAUCUUCAGAUCACAGUGCGCGUCCUACUCAACGAUACCACCGGCACACUCAUCGCUGGCGCACACAUGCACAAGAACGUAGGGAUCGGUGUGAUCCUGGGCACGGGCUCCAACGGCUGCUACAUGGAGCGCGCGUCGCGCGUGCAGCACUGGGAGGCGGCGCACGAGCGCGUGCAGGACGUGUGCGUCGACAUCGAGUGGGGCGCCUUCGGGGACAACGGCUGCCUCGACUUCAUCAAGACAGACUUCGACCGCGAGGUGGACGCCGGCUCACUGCUCGCGACCUCAUUCACGUUCGAGAAGUACAUCGGCGGCAAGUACCUGGGUUCGAUUCUGUCGUGUGUGCUGAGCGCGCUGGCGCGGGCGGGACUGUUCCCGGCCGAGCCAGCGCCCGACGCGCUGCAGACUGCUCAUCUGAGCCUCUUUGAAGAAGAGAACUGUGCAGGAGAGGUGUCCCGCACGAUGACGGCGCUUCGCGAGGUAUGCGCCGGCGCAAGUAUCACGGCGGAAGACGCGCGCGUCGCGCAACAUGUCGCGCACGUCAUAUCCAACCGCGCCGCGCAACUUGUCUCAGUGUGUAUCUCGACGUUGGUGCGCCGCAUGUCGCGGCCGCACGUGGCGGUGGCGGUGGACGGCUCCGUGUUCAAGCACCACCCGCGCAUCGCUCGACUCAUGCGCACGUACAUCGCGCUACUGGCGCCACACCACUCGUUCUCGUUGCUGGGUGCCGAGGACGGCAGCGGCAAGGGCUCGGCGCUGACAGCGGCCAUCGCGGCCCGCCUGGCGACGCGCGACUCCUAG